Molecule: messenger RNA, 1401 nt
Organism: Cannabis sativa
Lineage: Eukaryota; Viridiplantae; Streptophyta; Magnoliopsida; Rosales; Cannabaceae
Exons: 5
Coding region: 1-1401 (466 amino acids)
Source: RefSeq, a predicted model, not a curated record
AUGGUGGGGAUGGCAUUACAAGUUGAGGGCGCAGUGGAGUGCACUCAGGAGUCUCGAGGGACUCAGGUCAUUGGUAGGGCCCUACUCCUCCUACCUCUGGUUAUGGUAGGGGUGGUAGUGGCUCGACCACUAAUCAGAAAAGAAAAGCACCAACUGCACCCGGUGGCUCAGGUUAGAACAAGAGGUUGUAAGGGAACCAGGGUUGAGGCAACCUGUGAAUUGCCAGGGCAUUAUAAAAGAGAUUGCCCACAGCUUAAGAAAGAAGAACAGAAGACUGCUCUAAAACCCGCUCCAGCAAGGGUGUUUGCUCUAACUCUGGUGGCAGUUAGAAUUUUUAGUAAGUUGGAUAGACCGCAUGAUAGUUAUGAUCAAGGGUUUGGAGCCCUACUGCCUAGCGGAGAAUUAGCCAUCUCCAAAAGUUCGAUUAGGUCUAUGCCGAUCAGAAUUGAGGAUAGGGAGUUGAGUGCUCACUUAAUGGAAAUGGGUUUAGCGAAUUUCGAUGUAAUACUUGGAAUGGAUUUCUUAUCCAAGUACUCAAGCAAUAUUGACUGUAAACAGAAGAUGGUGAUCUUCCAAUCAGAGGGAGAGGAACCGUUUAUUUUUGUGGGAUCGGUUCUGGGAUCUCGGAUUCCAGUGAUUUCAGUAUUAACAGCUAAAGAAUUGUUAAAAGACAAAUGUCUAGGGUUUCUAGUCGUAGUAUUGGAUACCGCACGACUUGAGACAGUCCAGCCAAAAGACAUCAGGGUGUCUUUUCUUGGACACAAUAUCAGUAAAGAUGGGAUCAAGGUUGAUCCAGGGAAGAUUAAAUCUGUCAGGGAUUGGCUGAGAUCGAAGAUUGUUACAAAAAUUAGAACUUUCCUGGGUCUUGCUGGUUAUUACCGUCAGUUUGUAGAGGGAUUUUCUAAGAUUUCAACGCCCUUAACUGAGCUCACUAGAAAGAAUCAGCAAUUCUUAUGGACAAAUAAGUGUGAAGUAGGCUUUCAAGAGCUGAAAUGGAGAUUAAUCACAGCUCCGGUAUUAGCCCUACCUUCUGAUAAGGAAAACUUUGUAGUUUAUUGCGAUGCAUCCAGGCAGGGUCUGAGGUGUGUACUGAUGCAGGCCGAUCGAGUCAUCGCUUAUGCCUCCCUUCAGUUGAAAGAAUAUGAACAGCGAUAUCCGACUCACAAUUUAGAACUUACCGCGGGAGUCAGACAUUUCAGGAAAACAGGCAAGUUAUGCCAUAGGUUUACAGGACCUUUCGAGAUUCUUGAAAAGGUUGGACUAGUGGCAUAUCGUCUAGCUUUGCCUCUAGCUUUUUCAACAGUUCAAAAUGUGUUCUAUGUUACCAUGUUACGAAAGUAUGUUUCAGACCCUACUCAUGUGCUGAGUUAUGAGAAUCUUGAGCUGCAACCAGACUUAUGA